This is a messenger RNA of Scophthalmus maximus (turbot), 9427 nucleotides long. RefSeq names its product KIAA2013 ortholog. NCBI's taxonomy places the organism in Eukaryota, Metazoa, Chordata, Actinopteri, Pleuronectiformes, Scophthalmidae. Bases 3969 to 5831 code for a protein of 620 amino acids. The record is from RefSeq and is a predicted model, not a curated record. The transcript is spliced from 3 exons.
GUUCUCUCUUUUCCAGUUUUGUGAUGCAGUAAGUCGUGGAGGCUGCAUGCAGCAACGCCCACCGUGGUGGGAAAGCGCUGCAAGCCAGCUGCUCUGUGGACAUGAGCACAUGCACGUAGCCUGGGGUCUAUUCCCUCCUCCUGUGUCCUUAUAAAGUGAGUCCAAAAAUCUGCGGAGGGAGCAACAUGGUCACAGGACAAGGGAAAAAUCGAUAGAUUCUAUAAGAAUAUUCUCCUUUCAUAUCUGUCUUAAACCCUUAUCCAAGUGACCACAAACACUGACACGGGUCUUGCUUCCUGUAAUCAUUCCUAUUGUUCAUACUGACCAAACGGAGAUCCUUUUUUUAUAACAUGGUUCUAAAAUGUAGGCUAUAAGUGACGGGACAAACCGUGCAUUGCUUUUCCAAAGUUUCUCUGAAGCUGAUAUGAAGCUCCCGCAGCUCUGACCAAGACAAAUCGAGUGGAUAUUUUGUGUCAGCAGGGACGCACAAAGAAACAGACUGUGGAGGAUAUCUCUGGUGCUAAAACCAAUGCAUUUUCCAAAUGGAGAGGACUGAAAGCAAAGACAGAGCUUAGUGCAAGCAAACCCCGUUUCAGUGAUCAUAUGGGCACCUGACUGUUGUUAUGUUGUUUGUCAUGUGAGACAAAAUGUUCUCGCUCUGCAUGACAGGGCCACACAUAAGACAAGACAAGAUAAGUUUAAAAAAAAAAAAAUUUGCAUCAUCAGUGCAAUUAAAUGACGUGUAAUAAUAAAGAGUAUUUACACAAAUAACACAACAUUGGGUGUGGAGCUGCCAAAUGCUGUGAGAAAUCUCAUGUAGGGGUUGGGAAUAAGGAGGAAGGCUUAGGCAAACGCCCUUCUCUCCACCGCCUCCACUGUAUCCAGAGGGGAUCCCAUGCAGGACAGAGCUCCACCUCUUGACUGGUCAGUAUCUGCUGUUGAGAAACUGCAGAACCGUAACAUGAUAACAAAUGACUGACACCACUACAGAGUCAUAAAAGGUCUUAAUGAGUGUCCCCUGGUCCUGGGUUAGUCUCCGAUAUGCAUCAUCAGCUCUUCCAUCACUGAUGUAUAGGCAACAGUAACAGUCAUUGGAAAACUUCUGCAGAUGACAGUUUGCUGGGUAAUGAGAAAAGACUGGGGUGUAGAGAAUGUUGCCUUUGGAGCCCCUGUGCGUCAGAGGACUGUGUGUGACACACGGCCCUUUAACCUCACAUACUGUGGUCUAUUUGUGAGGUGGUCCAGAAUCCAGGAGCUGAGGUGGUGAACGACACAAUCCAUCUUUUCCCUCGGCAAUGAGGGUUGUGUGAUGCUGAAUGCCCUGGAGGUGCUGAAGAUGAAGUUGAAAAUGUGAUUCUCACAAUACAUACAGGCCUAAGGCAUAAGGGAGAUGGAAGUGGAGUGCUCACUAGAAAAAAAAACCUGAAAGUUUUGGACUUGCCCUCUCCAGUUUCAGGCUCAGGUUUAACAUGGAUUGGACCAUCCCACACACAAGACUUGAGAAUGCUAGAUGCUGCCAUCUACCAUGCUGAUGCCAUCUGUAUGUUGUUGCCUUCCUCACCUUCAUCCGUUAGUUCUCCCCUCAACUGGAAGGUUGUGAGGCUUUGUUGUUAGACAAUAAUGGUAUUGUCUUGGCGGGUACAGUGUUCUCUACAAAGAAUGUGUCUGUGAUAAUGUGUGAGACCGUUGAUCAUCCUCGCCAUGAGGCUUCACAGAGAACAUUCCAGUUGGUGGAGGCAUCUUCAGUGUGGUUGACGGUUUCUUUUGUGCUACAGAACAGAUUUGUACACAGUAGCUGUAGCUCAGGAGAUAGUAAAUGGUAAAUUGACUGUAUUUUUAAAGCAAACUUUCCCAAGGACACACCGGCAUGCGGACUGGUGGAAGCAGGGAUCAAACUUUUGACUUUCGGAUUAGUAGACGACCAUCUCUACCUCCUGAGCCACAGCCGCCCCAAGAGAUAGAGCUAUUCGGGGGGUUGGUGGUGGUCUGAUUCCCGUCAACUCCACAUGCCGAGGUGUCCCUGGGCAAGACUCUGAACCCCAAACUGCCCCUGACGACUGUACUGGCAGUGUUUGGAUGAAAUGCAUGACAUGAUAGACAAAGCCCUCGAUAUAGAAGCGCUAUAUGAAUGGGAUAUGUGACUUGUACCAUUAAGUGUUUUGAGUGGAUGAUAAGACCACCAAGUUGCAAUAGGUACUAUAUGGUACUAGUUAUGCAGGCAAAUCUAGGAUCGUUGCAGAUUUUGAACCUCUUCACUGAUGAAGUUGACAAAUCUAAAAUGGAGGGUAGGACACACCAUUUUCUUGUCUUUCUUUAAACUUCGGGCUACUGUUAGCCAUGUCUCUUGAAGGUUGUAUGGGACUAUCAUCAAAAUAGGAUUGGCUCCAUGUGCAGUAUCAGGGUGGGAAAGGCAGGGGAGACAGCAAUUCAGUUUGCCGCUCUCAAAUGCUGGUUUUCCCUGUUUGCUAUCUUUGGUAAAUCCCCUAUCUUUUUUCAGCAGGGCAUGCUUAAUGAUAUCUGGUACACCAAAACAACCCUCCAGUCCAUUCCACAUCAUGUUGAGACCUGCAAUAGGGUUGUUGAUGUUGAUGGCUUUUAUUCACUUUGUUUUUGCAGCUGAAUAGGUCACCAUUGCAAAGAAAGUCUAACUUUUACUGUGGUGACAGACUCAGAUGUCGACCUGCACUGCUAAUAGAUGCUUUCGUCGUCGUUUGACUGACCAGGUGUGGCUUUUUCCAAUUGAGAAAUGUCAGUAAACUGAUAUCAGUAGUUUCAACUGUUGAACUUAAGAUGCUCAUACAUGCCUUAAUAUCAUCACGCAUUGACUAUUGUAAUGCACUUUUCUCCUCACUUAGCAUGUCCGCACUAGACUGUGUUCAGUCAAUCCAGAAUUUUGCCCAAUACACAAAUCUCUUCACUGGCUCCCUGUUGCAUACAGGAUCUGGUUCAAGAUUCUUACUCUCACCCACAGAGCACUACAUGGUCAGGAUCCUGCAUAUGUGACCGAGCCACUUCACCCAUACUGCUCAGGUCGCCCUCUUAGAUCAAACAUGUUAAAUGUACUGUCGGUACCACAGGGUAAUCAAGCUUUUGAGUCUGUAGCUCCUACAAAAUGGAACAAAAAUGGAACGCUCUGCCCGCACCCUUAUGGUCUGCAGUCUCUGCGGAUGCAAAACUCAGUUGAAGUCAUUUCUGUUUCGACAGGCAUUUAGUUGACCUUUAUGCACUAGGUCGACUAGACGCCUUGGUUUUAAUUGUGCGUUGUGUUUUUUCUUCUAAAUAUAUUGUUUCUUUUUUGUCUGUGUUUGCCCUUUAUAUUGCUUAUGUCUUUGUAAAGCACCUUGUGACUUUUUGCCUGUGAAAAGCGCUAUAAAAAUACAUUUUACUGAUUUGAUAAUUAUGUUUUUUUUAACUUUGUAUUUGGAAUUGGGUAUUUUGAACAAAACGCGUUGAUUGCCUUCAUAUAACACAGCGUUAAGGUUUUAUUUUCUCACUUCCCCGCACCGUAUGUAUUUCAACUGAAACUAAUGAUAUUCAAUAAAACAUUCAGUGACUGGCUUUUACGACAUUUCCGGUCCGCGCUGUGCCGUUCCGCUUUACGACAGUUGUGACAAAACAGAAGUGUCAGUCGCUGCUGGCCGCGGACAUCUGGGACGACAGGUGGUUAUCUUGAACCUGACGGACAAGAGCCGAGGCGUGACACCGUGACGACGGUCGCACACACACACACAGCCAAGGACAUGAUAAGGACCACGAUGCGAGAGACGGAAGACCCUUUUCGACGGCUUUCGUUCGCGACCUAGCUAGGCUAACGUACCCGGAAGCUAGCGACGACAGCUUGAUAGCCUUCAGCCUUUGGACAUGUUGUGACCGCGGGCUGAGUGCGACACCGUCAGAGCUCCACCCGCGGGCGCAGUGUGUAGACGCGGACACGUAGCCGGGCUUUCGCCCCCAAUUUCAAACACAAAAUGUGGCUCCAGCAAAGACUAAAAGGGCUACCGGGCUUGUUGUCAAGCAGCUGGGCGAGAAGACUGCUCAUAGGUCUGCUGCUCCUCCUCAUCUUCUACUGGUACCUUGGAGCGGAGCGCAGGUGGAGGUUGUUCAGCGGCUCGGCCAUGCCCGGCGGGGCGGCGGGACAGUGCCUACUGGCCGAGAUCCACAGGUGGAAGUCCCUCGUCGACCGAGGAGAGGGGAUGUACAGCACGCCCCAGGAGCCGCUCGACGCGCCGUUCGUGUCGGGCAACGGCCACAUCCUGAUCGACGUGGACUCGAACAAGCUGUGGGUGGCGUCGUCCUCGCAACCCGGCUCGGCCCCGGUCCACCAGACUGAGUAUUCGCCGAGGGUCGGCGUGCAUCUGGAGGGGAAGCGGGCCGAGGCGCAGGCCAGCAUGCUGUGGUUCCGCAAAGGGGCCGUGCUGUCGGUCCGCUGCGCCUCGCCCGCCGGCCCGCAGUCGGCCCGGGACUGUGUCACCAUCAGAGAGGAGUUUAUCGCGCACCGGAGCCGACCGAACGUCUACGUGCAGCGAAUCCACGUCAACAACCUGUCGGACAGGACCGCCAGCUUGGACGUCUCCUCCGACGACCCCUCCUUCGGCAGCAAGUUCUCCACCAGCGUGGAGAACCUGGAGGACCGGGAGAUCCUGCUCUCCUCCGGCAGGGUGCCAGUGGAGAACAGCCGCAUGGUGCUGGUGGUGGUGGUCACCAGGAAGCUGAGCAGCAGGAUCCAGGUGUCGGCCAAGUCCGAGUACAAAGACAACAUCCUGUCGGUGGUGAGGACCUCGGAGCCCAUCGAGUCCUCCGAGCUCGAGGAGACCUUCAGCGCCCUCCGAGAAGGAGCCAAGAAGGAGAUGGGGGAGCUGCUGAGGGCCAGCGUGGACGAGCUGGUGGGGGAUCACCAGAAAGCCUGGAUGGACCUCUUCACUUCAGGUGUUGAAAUGAGGAAGAUCACCGACUCCCACACGCCGUCGAGCCGCACGGUGAACACCACCCUCUACUACAUCCUCUCCUCCUCCACAGCCCCCCUGCUGGACCGGAGGCUGAGCAGUGAGGAGCGCGCCCGCCUCGAGUCCAGCCUCAACUACGCCGACCACUGCUUCAGCGGCCACGCCACCAUGCACGCGGAGAACCUGUGGCCCGAGCGGGUGAGCAGCGCCGCCCAGAUCCUGCAGCUGGUCACGCUGUGGACCCUGACGCUGCAGAAGAGAGGCUGCAAGGUGCUGGUGGCGACGGGGGCCCACGGAGCCAUGCAGGGCAUGGUGCUCAGCUUCGGCGGCCUGCAGUUCACGGAGAACCACCUCCAGUUCCAGGCGGAUCCAGAUGUGCUGCACAACAGCUACGCCCUGAGGGGGAUACACUACAACCAGGACCUCAUCAGCCUGGCGGUGCUGCUGGACGGGGAGGGGAAGCCCUUCCUCCACGUGUCGGUGAAGCCGCAGGAGAAGCCGGUGAAGCUGUACGCCUGUGAAGCGGGCUGCCUCAACGAGCCCGUGGAGCUGACGUCGGAGGUCAAAGGUCACACCUUCCCCGUAAUGGUGACGCAGCCAAUCACGCCGCUGCUCUACAUCUCCACGGACCUGCGCCACCUGCAGGACCUGCGCCAUACCCUGCACCUCAAGGGCAUCCUGGCCCACGAGGAGCACAUGGCCAACAGGUACCCGGGCCUGCCGUUCCUGUUCUGGUUCAGCGUGGCCUCGCUCAUAACUCUGUUCCACCUUUUCCUCUUCAAGCUCAUAUACAACGAGUACUGUGGCCCUGGCGCUAAGCCCCUCUUCAGGAGCAAGGUCACCAGCAAAAGUGAGGAUGGCUGCUGCGACACCAGGAGCGCUGCUUGAACGCUGCGGUGCACACAUUCCACAUGUGGCGGCGGUGUUUCUGCUUGAGCUAUGGCAGCAUGUGUUGGAUGUUAACAUAAGUGUGUGCUGGUGCUGAAUCUGAAAUGCGAUUUUCCUUCUCUCGGGGCCCCUCGAUGUGCCCGCAGCUAACUCUUCUGACGACUGUUUGAGGGACACCGCUACGUGUUUUUGUUCUUCAGGCUAUCGGCUUCAGCGUUUCAUUUGGAAUGACUUGGUGCCCAAAUUCGAGGGGUUCCAAAGUAAUUGCACGCUCGGCAACUAAAUAUCUUUUUGGGGGCGGGGGGCAGCUCAGGUUGAUCUCAUGCAAUGCACAAAUAGCAAAGAAUCUGAGUUUCAAAAGAGCACAAAUCUGUCAAGUGAAGCACAGGAACACCAGAAAAAUGGAGCAAAGUCCACACCAGUAGAGUUGAGGAACAAAGUUCUAAUGACUGGUGGGAAAAAAAAAAUCUACCUACAGCACAGGACAACAUUUCCAUCAUUCAAUUGAGUGUUUUCACUGGAUUAAAUCACGAGGACCGUUUGUGGAUCAUUCAGCUCCCUCCUGAAAAGCUCCCAUGAUCCCACACUGCUUCACCUCAUCACCUCUCUCGUCUUCUGGGAUUGUGUGAUGAUGAGACCCCAUGGUGGUGGAGGAUUACAUACGGAGUGUAUAUAAUUAUUCUAUUUGAAUCGUGCAUCUGUCCAUCCGUCUGAACCCCUGAACUUUGUGCACCGCCUGUCUAACGAGCUGCGUCUCCACAGCGUUCCUUCUAUAUUUCUGUAUUGAUAUGAACGUGUUCAAGUUCAAGCGCUGUGAGGAAGAAUAAAUAAUUUUAUUGCUAAAUUAUUCCAGGCCUGAAGAAAAAAAAAACACGCUGAACUGUUCCAAUAUCUAGGGUCUGGACUCUACGUGACUGUAAAAGCAGCUGUCAAAAACCAAAAUGUUGUGUUUAAUAUCGGGCAACGGCUAAAAACGGCACGUGUGAGAAACUGAAACCAGCAAUUGUUUUAAAUACAAAAGUGAAUGUGGAUUUCCGUCUAUGUUUGAAAAGCCUUUAAGAAAGCAUUUGGGCAGAGACAGAGGCAGGGAGAGUUUUUAAUUUCUGAUCUCCGUAGAAGCUCUGGAUUUUCUUACACGUGGAAUAAAAAAACCCCUGUUAUGAUAAUCAAGUCAAGAGUACUGAAAGCCACUGGACUACUAAAAUGAAUGUAUGAAUGUCCACGGUUGUUGAACAUCCAGCCUCAGCUAAACAGGGCUGGGCGAUAUGGCCUCAAAUUUUAUUGAGAAAAAAAAAAAAAUCGGUCGACCUCUAUAAUAAUCGUGAUUUUUGCACCCGAGUGAAGGCCGUGGAUUUAAUCUGCUCUUUACGGGCAGAGAAUGGCGCACACAAAUAUUUUAUAUCAAAUCUGAGGUAGAACAUUAAAACCAGUCGUGUAUCGUACCUCCAUUACACAAGCAAUAUAUCGAUAUGGAACUUUUGUUAUGUUGCUAUUGGUGAAAAUGAUAUUGCGAUAAUGUGAUUGUUAUCAUUUUAUCGCGCAGCCCUACAGCUAAACUGCUCUGCUGGGUUUAUAGUCUGCGAUGUGCUCAGAGCAGUUUGAAUGUAUCAUCACACCUUCCAGAUUGUUAGUUGAAGGUCCAGUGUGUGAGAUAUAGGGGAUCUUUCGGGAGAAUGAGCCUAUCUCACAAUAAUUGUUGUUAGCUUGGAAUGGAAUGACAUCUUCCACAAUCUCUUCACAUUUUGAUGUUCAGUUCUUCUACGUGGUCGGAAGAGGAGGGCGGGGGGACUGAAUCCUUCACCACUGGACCUUUAGUGUUUUGUCUGUAUCCCAGUGAACACCGGCGCGAUCUGUGUGUCUGGAACAAAAUCGUUUGUGCAAACUCUGAGGGCAAAAGCAUGUGUAGGGACAGGAUGUGUCUGAUUCAUACAGAUGGGGAUAUAUUGGCGCGUACUCAUUUUCAGAACCUGCUUCCGAACAACUUACCUCUGCUCACCAGUCGCUUUGCAAAGUCGUGUUUGAAGAUUGAAGUCACGACAAUCAGCACCAAGUAGUUCUGUCGCUGGAGAUGGUUUGAAGGCUGCAGCUGGUUUAGAAAACACUUAAAGACUGUAGUGAACAUGUCAACACCCCGGCUGUCUCAAAAGUGAAUCGUGUUACCACGGUAACUGGCACGAUACUCUGUUGACCCCUCGUUUGCCCCACGCAAAGUCAUGGGGGAUUAAUGUUCAGUUGAGAUCUGGUGAAGGCCAUGACUUAUGAUUCUCGUCAUUUUGAAACGUGUCGAAGCGGUCGUGACCCCUCUUAUUCUUUGAAACCCAUUCUCCGAAGAUCAAUUUACAAGAUUUAACUUUGGUCGAGAGGACUGACCGUGGCUGUGCACACUUCAGUUAUGAGCAUGUUCACCAGAAUAAAAUGAAUCAAUAUCUCUGCUCAACAUUUGGUCCAACGUGUCUGACUGCUCAUGUUCCUCGGCUGCUGGAGCAACAAUGUGAGUGACGGUUUUGUGACCCGACAUGUUUAGUGGUUGCCGUGUCGUCAUGAGCAACUGAAAUAAGCCCCGACCAGUAAGAACGCCCAGCAGGUGAAUGUAAAACAAGUGGACUCACUUGGAUGCGUCCUCCUGCUGGGCCCUACCCACACAUUUCAUGCUCAGGUCAUAGAUUUGGAUUUGGAUGGAUGUCACAUAAAAAUCCUCCACUGGUUAAAUAAAAAAAUAUUUUUAAAAAAGCAUAAUUGCGGGAUAUGACGGAAAAUACUUUAUAGGCCACAAUGGAUUUUUAAAAAUAGGUCAUAGGACCAAGUGGCCACUGCUGGCGUUGUAUCCAGCUCCGUUAAUAAGUUCACGUUUCAAACAUUCAAGCAUGUUGUACCUGCGACCUCAUCCUCGUCACUGCGACAUCACCGACCAACACAGAAGUUUAUAUGCCGCAUGUAUUUUUCAAACUUUAUGAUCAGGGGCAAAUGUUGAGCAAACCAGUGUACAUUUACAAAAUAACAAAUGUGGCCAUUCAUCCAUUUUCAUACUGGCUGUUCCUCUGGGCCCUCAGAUUUAUUAAAAAACAACAUUUUUUGUCAGUUAAAUAUAUAUUUUUUGUUUUGAUUAUGUAAUAUUGGGUGCAAUUAGUAAAUGAGUAGGAAUGAUGUUUGAAACUUUUCUCAUUACCAGUUGAAACGACUGUCAUGUCACUUCCUGAUUCUGAAUAUUUGUGCAUUGUUCAUCUUUUUCCUUUUCUGUUCGUGGGUUAUCUCAAAUCUCUUCACGUCGACUACUGAGUCUGCCUUAAUGAAGAAAAACGUUAAUUUAUUGAGUUCCAUGGCUAGGAGCCAUCGUCAGAUCGGAUUGUACUUGAGUGUGUUGGCGUGUGAUCGUGUACGAGUGAAGCAAAAGAAAAUAUUAAAUUUAGUUUUCUGUUAAGGAAAAUAAAUCACCUUAUUAUUGUGAGGAAAUGUGUGAUUGUUCUGUCUGAAUGAUUAUUUCUUUUUUGUUCAUAUAUUUCUGGGUUGAUGAGAAAAUGCUGUCAUGUAAGUUUGUGGAGACUGUGGUUUACAAUGUUUCAUUCUAAUAAAGUAAGAAUUUAAAAAAAAAAAAAGGA